Messenger RNA from Saccharomycodes ludwigii, 2586 nucleotides. It is a transcript of the gene PET127, whose product is annotated as Pet127p. The record is from RefSeq and is a predicted model, not a curated record. Lineage: Eukaryota; Fungi; Ascomycota; Saccharomycetes; Saccharomycodales; Saccharomycodaceae. Gene Ontology annotation, cellular component: mitochondrial envelope; mitochondrion. Gene Ontology annotation, biological process: mitochondrial RNA 5'-end processing. Bases 1 to 2586 code for a protein of 861 amino acids. The transcript has a single exon.
AUGUAUAAAAAACCAGCACCAAAAUGUAUGGUAACGACAAUAAGGCAUACUUUUGUAAACAAAAGAUCAUUUAGCAUUACUCAACAACUUUAUGGGGCUAGAGAUGCCAAUGAUAUUGACAAAACAACAAAAACAUUAGACAAAGCAUUAGGUUUUUCUCACGCUAUUGAAAAUACCACAAACUACGAAAAUAAAAAGUUUGAUGAGGAUUUCGAAAUAUCUAAUCCCAAGUUAAAAUCCAAUAUAACAAACGUAACUUUAGAUCAAAGUGUGGUAAAAAUUACAACAAUCAACAAUCCUAAUAGUGGUGUUUUUAAAGCCAAUUCAUCUUCAAAGGAAAAAGUUCAUAAUAAAACACUUUCACCGCCAAAAGAUUUGAAUAAGCUAAAUCAAUUUGUAAUGAAAUUAAUGACACGUCAUGAGAGAGUUAAGUACCAAGAGGAAUUACAACACAAAAAAAAAUUGGAAAAAGAAAGAGUGAAAAACACUUUCCAUAACAGUAGCAACAAACAUAUUGUCUCUAAUAAUGGUAAACCUCACAGAGUUUGUUCCAAUUUGCAACAGCAAACUUAUUAUAUAGACCCGUAUUUCGAACCACAGUCCAUAACGGACACUAAUUGCAAUAACUCAAAUGCCAACCACAAACCCCCACCAACUUUAAAGCAUAACCUAGAAAAGGUUCUCUUCCAGCCAAUGGUUAUACAUAGUUUAAAAGAUGAUAGAACCAAAAAAUAUAAUUUCUCCCCUUUUAUUGAAAAAGCAGUUAGUGUGGGAUAUUUCAACUAUGAUGCCAUCAACAAAUAUACUGCUCCGUCAGAAGAUUUAAAAUUAUUGGAAAUUGCACGUGAAAAUAACUUAAAAUUUUAUUCUUCAACUUCUUCAAUGACCGGCAUCUUAUCACAUUUACAUUUUUUGAUAUCAAAUUUUAAAAAAGUCAAUUUGACUGAAAUAACAAAGCAUUUUAACAAAACAUCCGCAAGGUUUACAAAAGGGGCACAACUACCUACAGCCGUAAUACUGCAAAAAAAGAAACAUGGUGUUAAUGUUGGUCCAUCUAAACUAUCACCUUUCUAUUCCAUUACCGCAGAAAAAUCUACCGAUAAAGAGAUGAUUUUAUCUCAAUUGGGCCAUGCUUUAGAAAAACAAUUGACUACAGAUGCCGGCACAUUCAAUAAAUUUUAUAACAAAAACUCAGAUAGAUAUUGCCAAAGACAGCAACAUGCUCAAACUACAAUAGACAAUGACAGUUUUCAUUAUAUGAGAAUCAUGGACUUUGUAAUUCGUUCCCAAUUAGAUUGUUAUCAUAAGAAUCUACCGGGCACGGGUGUAUUUGAUUUAAAAACAAGGGCUGUUUGUGCUAUAAGACAUGAUUUGUUAUACGUUGAGCAACAUAACAAUACCACCGGUUAUGAAAUUUCUAAAUUAUACGGGAAAUUUGAGUCUUUUGAAAGAGAAUUUUAUGAUUUAUGUAGAAGUACUUUAUUAAAAUAUUCAUUACAAGCUAGAAUGGGCAACAUGGAUGGGAUUUUUGUUGCGUAUCAUAAUAUUAAAAAGAUUUUUGGUUUCCAAUAUUUACCGUUGGAAGAGAUUGAUCAUAUAAUCCAUGGGUAUACCAAUGAAUUUUUUAAUGAUAAAUUGGACAUUAGGAAAAAUUCUAUAGUGGAAAAAUGGGGCGAAAUGGAGUAUGUUAAAAACUAUGAUUAUUCUAGUUUGCAGAAACCCAUUUCUAAUAAAAUUGCUGAUGCUGAGUUCAGGUUUUCGAUGGCUAUAUUAAAUAACGUUUUCUCAGCAAUAAUCAAAUUAUUUCCUCAGGUGGACAACAUUAGAGUUUUGUUUAAAUGUGAAAUGCAAAAAAACACGUUACCCAAUGGUGAAACUGUCAUCAAACCAGCUUUAAUUGUAAUUGCUAUUCCAAUUACUGAAAAAGAAACUAAAUUUUUACAGAGAAAUGAAUUGAGUAAAACAAUGCUAUUGAAGAAUAAAGCUGGAGGGUUAAAAUAUAUUGAUCAAUUAACUGCUUUCAAUAAAAAAAGUUUUUCUGAUCAUAUUGAUGAAAUCGUUGGGUUUAAAAUAACUUGUAAGAGCUAUUUGAACAGUUUGGACGGUGAUAAAAAUGAACAUUUGAAAGAUCCAAAUGGGUAUUAUAAAGAUUUUAGAACUUGGGAAUACCCUAAUUUUUUUGCUCCCGAGGAUGUUAGCAAAUGGGUUUUGAAAACUGAAUAUGACCGUGUUAGUAGUACCUUUUGGUUGGAAAAAAGAUAUUUUAAAUUUUUAAAUGAAAAAUUGGAUACUUUAAGACAUUAUUUUAGUAGUGAAAGUGAAUCUUAUGAUGGAAAUAUAGAUGAUCAAUCGUUUUCUUUUCCAAUUAAAAAUAACAAUAGUAAUAAGGAUACUAAUAAAAUAAUAGGUAAAGAUAAAAACGAAGCUACCGAUAGAGAAAAUAUUAUUGCAAAAAAAAAAGACAUUUCUGGGCAUAUUACUAAAUUUAGAAACACUUUAAGAGCAUAUUCGAACAAAAAUAAACCAACCAUACCUAUGGACAAUGCAACUAAAAACGGGGAAGAACAACACAAAAAAAACAAAUAA